Molecule: messenger RNA, 1290 nt
Organism: Gossypium raimondii (Peruvian cotton)
Lineage: Eukaryota; Viridiplantae; Streptophyta; Magnoliopsida; Malvales; Malvaceae
Exons: 7
Coding region: 1-1290 (429 amino acids)
Molecular function (GO): zinc ion binding; nucleic acid binding
Source: RefSeq, a predicted model, not a curated record
AUGGAUUUCUCACUUAAUAGAUUGUCUGAAUUAUAUGUUUCCGAGAUUGUCAGAUUACAUGGUGUGCAAGUUUUUAUUAUUUCUAAUAGAGAUCCACGGUUCAUAUCUCGAUUCUGGAAUAAGUUGCAAGAAGCUUUAAAUACACAAUUACAUUUCAAUACCGCAUUCCAUCCUCAGAAUGAUGGACAGUCUGAGCGUGUGAUUCAGAUUUUAGAAGAUAUGCUUCGACGCUGUGCAUUAGAAUUUGAAGCUGUUGGGAUAGAUGCAAAUAAUGGUAUCUAUCCUCUUGCAUAUGCUGCUGUCGAAAGUGAAAACAAAGCAUCAUGGUUUUGGUUCUUGGAGUUGCUUGCAAUAGACUUGGAAAUUGUGAACUCGUACCAGAUAUAUUUCAUGUCUGACAAACAAAAGGGACUUUUAAAAACAAUAUGUAUGAUGUUUCCUAAUGCAGAAACAAGACACUGUGUUAGACACCUACAUGUCAAUUUCAAGAAGGCUGGUUUUCGAACAAAUGAAUUGAAAGAUUUGCUUUGGAAAGCUAUCAGAGCGAGCACUACAAGGGAUUUUGAGGAUGUCAUGGAAAAAUUGAAGAAAACCAACCAGCAUACUUAUGAUUGGUUGAAGGAAAAGAACCCUACUCACUGGUCAAGGUCUCACUUCUCAAUUAGGAGCCAUUCUGACAUGUUAGUGAAUAAUCUUUUUGAAUCCUUUAACAAGGUGAUACUAGAAGCAAGAGGGAAACCUAUUCUGACCAUGAUGGAAACAAUAAGGACCAAAAUUAUGUUGCUUAUUUUCAAGAAGAAAGAAGAAACUGACAAAUGGAAAGGAAUGUUGUGUCCAAAGAUCAAGAAAAAGCUGGAUGUAAAUAUAAAAGAUUCAUUGAGGUGUGUUCCAUCACAUGUUGGUGGGGACAAGUAUCAGGUUGAAUGUGGUCUAGACAGCCAGCAUGUGGUGGACUUAGUUGAGAAUUCCUGCUCAUGCAAGAAUUGGGAUCUUACUAGCAUCCCUUGUAUGCAUGUAUUGGCUGACAUUCGUCUAAAAGAUGAGUUCCCAGAGACCUAUAUACAAACCUGGCCACCUGACAGACCUACUAAGGUGAGAAGGAAAGAACCUGAUGAACCAAAAACAACAGAAAAGUUGAGCAAGAGAGGGGUGGACAUGAGGUGCAGUAAAUGCAAAAGAAUAGGCCACAAUAAGAGGAGUUGCAAAGGAGAAAUUGGCCAAAACAUUUCAGUAAAAAAACAUAAAGUUGGUGUCCCAACUCAGCAACAGGCUACCCCAAAUCAGCAAUAG